Alternaria arborescens is the source of this 1767-nucleotide messenger RNA. RefSeq lists its product as hypothetical. Gene Ontology annotation, cellular component: nucleus. Lineage: Eukaryota; Fungi; Ascomycota; Dothideomycetes; Pleosporales; Pleosporaceae. Gene Ontology annotation, biological process: positive regulation of transcription by RNA polymerase II. The transcript is spliced from 7 exons. The record is from RefSeq and is a predicted model, not a curated record. Bases 1 to 1767 code for a protein of 588 amino acids. Gene Ontology annotation, molecular function: DNA-binding transcription factor activity, RNA polymerase II-specific; zinc ion binding; transcription cis-regulatory region binding.
AUGGGUAAAUUCCGCUCCAGGAACGGCUGCCUUACCUGUCGAGCGCGCCGCGUUAAGUGCGACGAAACCCGUCCACUAUGCAAAGCCUGCGGCAAGAAAAAUCGUCCUUGCCAGUGGGAAGAGCCACAUACCAAGUUCAAGGAUUACCGGCCUGAUGGACCCUCAUCAAGUCGAUCUGCUGCUGGUGGCACCGAUGACGAAACCGAGAGUAAGAGUGACAUGAUGGAAGUUGACGGUAUCGAAGGAGUCGAUGGCAUUGGUAGAGGAGAUGAAGCCGUUCGCACAAACAGUUUCAGCGAGGAGAGCUUCAGCCGGAACACUUCACCGAGACGACGGAAAAACAGUCGGACCGAAGGAGUAUCGGAGGGCCAAUCUACCAGCGUUUCCUCACCGUCGGCUCACUUAUCCCCAGACUCACCAUACUUUGUUCCCAGGUCCAAGAGUACACCGGGUGGCGUGUCGGUGGCGAGUCUGCUGCAGUCGCCCGACCCGGACGGCAUGUCAGAGGGCUCGUUGCCGAUGCAUACCCGUCAGGCAAUGCAGCAGGCACAUUCCCACUCGCACAACCGAAGGGAUAUGCCAGAGGGGACGAGAAACUAUUCACCUCAGCGUGUUUCUUUGACACAUGAAGAAGCCCUGCUGGUGCAUCACUAUACCGAACAUCUUGGUCGUUGGCUAGACUGCACAGACGCCACACGUCAGUUUACACUGGGCGUGCCGGAGAAAGUCAAACAAUGCCCGGUGCUUUGCCACGCUGUCAUGUCCUUUGCGGCUCGCCACUGCAGAAAGGACGCAACAGCUGAAGCAGCCUACCAGCGCUGCAUUGCCCUGCUCAUCGAACGAUUGAACGAGCAAGCGGCUAGCCACGAUGAAACUCUUUUGUGUGCUAUCGUCAUACUGCGUUUCUAUGAGCAGCUGAACGUGCCGUCCAGCACUGGUUCUGAUGAUGAACAGCAUCUCGCAGGCUGCUCAGCCAUUAUUCGAUCAUCCCAAGGAAAUCACUACGUAGAUCCAUCAGCACCUACAUUGCGCGAGGCUGCUUUUUGGGUUUACGUACGCCAGUGCCUCUACAAUGCCACCAUCAACCAGCAGCCACCUGAUAUCGACUUCUCAUUACGGUUGCACCCAACCCCAGGCUCCCUACGAGAUGCACACCCGCUGGCACGAUUAAGAUUGGAGACCGCUUGGGCGAACCAAAUGACAUGGAAUCUUGCAUGUGUUGUAAAUUUCUGCUUCGAUGGCAAAGAACCACAGAACGAGAAAACUUACAAGAUGCGACGAUGGAAAGAGCUAUGGGACCUUGUCCAAACGUGGAUGCGUGACAGACCCCACGGUUUUAAUGCGAUCUUUGAAGGUCCAGCCGGCGACCAGGGCUCGUUUCCUGAGAUCUUGUUCACUGCCGACUGGCACACUGUGUCGUUUGGAUUCUACCACUUUGCCUGCAUUAUGCUGUUGCGUUACAAGCCAGGCCCGAAGUUUGCAAUCCGCAAUGUUGGGAGCCUUUCUGAAACGGAUCAUCAAAUCUUAUCGCAUGCACGCGCCAUCUGCGGAGCCUGUAAUAGUUCGCCGGAAACUGUUCCAUUGGCGAUUACCGUCUGCCAUACCAUCUUCAUAUGGGGACCUCUUGUAUGCGACCCGAAAGAAAGAGACCAGGUAGUACAGCUCCUGAGUGACUUCGAGAAAAACCAUGUGUGGCCGACAACCUGGAUCAGCAACGCGUUGAAAGCUGAAUGGGGUAUCCCCGGCUCGUCCACCUCUCUAGCUUAA